Blepharisma stoltei is the source of this 408-nucleotide messenger RNA. NCBI's taxonomy places the organism in Eukaryota, Ciliophora, Heterotrichea, Heterotrichida, Blepharismidae. The record is from the annotation of a GenBank genome assembly.
AUGUCUGAAAAUGUUAUAAAGCUGAGAAGAGUUAAAAAUAGGCCUCUCAAAGAUCUUGUGAAAAAGACAAAAUCCAGAAGAGUAUCUGUAGGGUCUUCUAUUUUAACACCUAAUGAGGCUCACAAGAAGCAGCUAAGUGUAAGAUUUUAUGAGAGAGACACUCUAGAUGAUAUAAGGGAUGUUUCCACAGAUAUUGAUAAUAUAAGCACAACAAUCAACAGUCUCUUUGAUACCCAAGAGAUACCAAAGAAAAAGUUCCCAAAACUAAAAACCUUGACAACCAGAUACUCUCCUGAAAAAAUUGUUAAAAAUUACGAAGAAAUCGAGAUAUUGAAAAUCAUUAAGGAGACAAAACCAUCAAGGAAGAUUUUCCUUAAGACUGGACUCAAACGAAUGAUAAUUUCGUAG